GAAAUAAACGAAGCUGGAAACUGCAACUCGGUCCCUGUUGCGAAUCUCGGCCUUCUAUCUUUGCUCUGGUGGUGUGUUUGUUCCACUGCGGCCUUGUUUGGACAACAAGUUAGAGAAAGAUUUCUUUACCUCUUGGCUGUAAUGGAUCUUCAUGCCUCUACUUCAAUAUCUUCCCUGUGUGUCCAACACAAUUGUUGAAAUUUAUCGCACCACAGGCCACUCUUGUCGCUACGAACCUCACUUUAAUACCCACCACGCCUCCCCGCUGAGCAUUUCUAUUUUUGAAAUUUUUGGACCCAGAAUUUGUAUGAAAACAUUGUGAGCUUUCACCAUCAGUGUGAGCGUGAGAUUUGUAUUUUUCUUGUGGUUGACUUUGGUAACCAUCGAUGAAUACCGCGAGCCGGCGCGGACGAUGAGCUGCUGAUUUUAGGGUUCAAUUAUUUAGCACCAACCCCGCAAUGGCGUUCACCAAACAUCUAAGAAGAAAGAUAACGAAAAAAAAACGGAGCUGCAAAGGAAAUAAUCCUGAAAUCUAGUUGUAAUAGCAGUACGAUCCUCGACUCCUGUUACUGUAGUUAGACCAUAUGCUAAGAAAAUCCGCAACACACAACAAACUCGCAGUGCCGAUUGAGAACACAAACACUGUUGUAUUUACGCAAUAUUAUUAGAGCUACUUUUUUUUCGCAGCAAAAAUCGUGGUUGCGACGCCAGAGUUUAGAAAACCCGCUGGGUAAUAUUAAGUAGUCACACGCCCUUGUACAAAGACAGUACCUUACAACGACCUGGCGUUUGUUAUUUGUGACAUAAGUUUCCUACCCGAGAAGUCCAGCAAAUUGAAUCCACUAGAGAUUCUUGUUCCUCUUCUAGCGAAUUAUAGAUACAGAGCUACUGUUGAGAACAACUUUUUGAAUAAGCUUCAGCUUAAGUUUGACUUUUACACCCAAAACGAGAAAAAUGUCGGGAACCCCGGAAGUUUCCCCUCCGCCGGAGGACAAGCUGGUCCUGAACAAAGACAAACCCGAAGAAGAAAAACCAGCAACCUCCUCCUCUUCCACCGCAGGCAACGCAAACGACAACCCAACAGGAGACAACAAAACCGGCACUUCAACAGACGAGAACAAAGACGCAAAAGACGAGCCAGCAGAUGAUUCUGCUUCCCGUGCUGCCCCGUCAAUACCACCCGAAAACUUGCUGACCUUCACGAUAAAAGUCUCCGGGUCCACACCUGUCAGUAUAGAAGCGGACAAGACAAAAUGCGUGAAAACCCUGGAUAUGCAUUGCAAAAGUAUCGUACUCGUAUAAAUGCAUUACAAAUUUGAUCAGCAUGAGAAAUAUAAUUUGUAAUGCGGAUUCACCUUAACAAAAGAAUAUGUAAUGCAUGAUUGCAAUACGAUACUUUUGCACAGGAUACCGGACUUGAAGGACUUGAUAGCGAAGAAAACGGAACAGAAAUUCCCAAUAGAAGUCCAGAAGCUGGUGUUCAAAGGUAUAGUGUGAGUACUUACUUCUACUUGCUUACGUCGAGUAAUACUUUUUUUGUGAUGCGGAACUUGACAUGAGUGUGCAGUUUUGUCUUGCUGUAGAUAGGAUGAAGAGAAGAUCCUUUUCAUCCGAUUGUCAGGUAAAGUCCUCACCGACGACGACGUUCUGGCAGACAAAAAGGUCGCAAGCGGCGCGACGGUGUUCCUCGUGAAGGGGACGGUUGUGUCAGGGACUUCGGCGAGUGCGGCGAGCUAUCUAGUGCAAAUAUGUCUCCGGCGUCUGGAAGACUGCAAGGUUUGUCAUGCAGGUUUCGCAUGACCCAGAAGGUCUGGAAUGCGGGCCCCAGCAUCACAGGUUUUGAAAAGGCUCCUCGACGAUGCCUAUUCCGCAUGACAGCCGUUGUCUUCAUCGGGUGAGCAAAAGUGAACGCUUUAAUAUUUGCUGGUCAUGCAAUACAGACUUUUGUGUCGAUCAGACCUAGCAUGACAAACUCGGACAACAACUCUUCCAGACAACAUCCAGGGAUAUUUGCAGUGCAUACGAGCAGCAGUGCAGACGGCGCGAAGAAAGAGGAAACGAAGGAUGACAAAUCCGCCGAGCCGGUCAGGUGUAAGGGCGACUGCGGGUUUUGGGUAUUAUAGUCCUUCUAUAUGUAGUUCCAUCUUUUCGUCGUAGGUUUUUUUCGUCAUCAUGCGCGGAAUGUUGAUCUCCUGCUCUUCGAUUUGUCAUGCAACUGAUAGUAUGCUGCACUUUGAACUUGAUCUUCACUCAGUAUCAUCUACAUCUAUGGAAAUAAUAAACGAAAAAUAAUUUUAAUUAUUGAACAACAACAGGGCAACCCGAAAACGGAAAACUACUGCUCGAAGUGUUUUACCCAGAAACAGCAGAAGGACCAGGAAGAGAUACUAAAGAAGCAGAAAGAAGCGGAGGAGAAGGAACAAAAGGGCGAAAAAGACGUCGAGAUGAAACAAGGCGACGACGAAGAAGAGAAGAAGGAGCGACCUGUUCAGACCGACAAAACGAGGUGUUGGGUGUGCAACAAGAAGUGCAAGUUGGCGGGUAAUUAUAGCGUAUGGUUGAUGUAGUUCUGCAUGACAAACUACCUUUCUGUGGAUGUUUCGCAUGACAAACAGCAUGAUGAAGAAGAUGAAUGUAAACAAAUCUAUAUAAUCUUCUACUCCAGGUGCCAUCGAGUGCCGGUGCGGCUACGUGUUUUGCAGCGCCCACCGGCUACCGGAAGAGCACAACUGCGACUUUGACUACAAUAUGCAUUGCAAAAGUAUCGUACUCGUAUAAAUGCAUUACAAAUUCCCUCAGCAUGAGAAAUGAAAUUCGUCAUGCGGAUUUACCUUAGGAAAAAAAUUUGUAAUGCGUGACUGCAUUUACUACGAGUACGAUAGUUUUGCACAGGAUACACAAGGCAACCGGGCGGGAAUUGCUGCGGAAGCAGAACAACAAGGUGGAAGCGGACAAGCUCGGGGAUCGGGCGUAG
Amoebophrya sp. A120 is the source of this 2974-nucleotide messenger RNA. Lineage: Eukaryota; Dinophyceae; Syndiniales; Amoebophryaceae. The record is from the annotation of a GenBank genome assembly.